AUGCAAGGCAGGAGGACGCAAUGCAGGAGGAGGCAACGCAGGAGGACGCAAGGCAGGAGGACGCAGCGCAGGAGGACGCAGCAUAGGAGGACGCAAGGCAGGAGGACGCGCGCAGGAGGACGCAAUGCAGGAGGACGCAACGCAGGAGGACGCGGCGCAGGAGGACGAGGACGCAAGGCAGGAGGACGCAAGGCAGGAGGACGCGGCGUAGGAGCACGCAAGGCAGGAGGACGCAAGGCAGGAGGACGCGGCGCAGGAGGACGCAACGCAGGAGGACGCAGCGUAGGAGGACGCAACGCAGGACACAAGGCAGGAGGACGCAACGCAACAGGACGCAGCGUAGGAGGAUGCAAUGCAGGAGGACGCGGUGUAGGAGGACUCAACGCAGGAGUACGCAAUGCAGGAGUACGCAACGCAGGAGGACGACGCAAGGCAGGAGGACGCAAAGCAGGAGGACGCGGCGCAGGAGGACGCAAGGCAGGAGGACGCAAGGCAGGAGGACGCGGCGUAGGAGCACGCAAGGCAGGAGGACGCGGAGCAGGAGGACGCGGCGCAGGAGGACGCAACGCAGGAGGACGCAAGGCAGGAGGACGCAGCGUAGGAGGACGCAACGCAGGACACAAGGCAGGAGGACGCAACGCAACAGGACGCAGCGUAGGAGGAUGCAACGCAGGAGGACGCGGUGUAGGAGGACUCAACGCAGGAGUACGCAACGCAGGAGUACGCAACGCAGGAGGACGCAAGGCAGGAGGACGCAGCGUAGGAGGACUCAACGCAGGACACAAGGCAGGAGGAUGCAACGUAGGAGGACUCAACGCAGGACACAAGGCAGGAGGACGCAACGCUGGAGUACGCAACGCAGGAGGAUGCAAGGCAGGAGGAUGCAACGCAGGAGGACGCGGUGUAGGAGGACGCAACGCAGGAGUACGCAGCGCAGGAGGACGCAGCAUAGGAGGACGCAAGGCAGGAGGACGCGCGCAGGAGGACGCAAUGCAGGAGGACGCAACGCAGGAGAACGCGGCGCAGGAGGACGCGGCGUAG
Melanotaenia boesemani (Boeseman's rainbowfish) is the source of this 1041-nucleotide messenger RNA. RefSeq names its product glycine-rich cell wall structural protein 1.8-like. Lineage: Eukaryota; Metazoa; Chordata; Actinopteri; Atheriniformes; Melanotaeniidae. The transcript is spliced from 3 exons. The record is from RefSeq and is a predicted model, not a curated record. Bases 1 to 1041 code for a protein of 346 amino acids.